Messenger RNA from Cynoglossus semilaevis (tongue sole), 819 nucleotides. Its product is annotated as serine/threonine-protein kinase Chk1-like. Lineage: Eukaryota; Metazoa; Chordata; Actinopteri; Pleuronectiformes; Cynoglossidae. The coding region runs from base 49 to 351 and encodes 100 amino acids. The record is from RefSeq and is a predicted model, not a curated record. The transcript is spliced from 3 exons.
CCCUCACACUAUGUUGUUUAGUCGCCCUGGCAGAGAUUAGUCAGAAGAAUGACGCGCUUCUUCACAGCUGUGAACGCUGAAGACACGUUAUCUGCACUGAAAGACGUGUGUGACGGCCUGGCCCUCGGCUUCAAACUCUCCUGCACCAAACAGGUCACGGUAAGCACUCUGGACAGACGCAACAACAAACUCAUUUUUAAAGUUCAUUUGUUUGAGAUGAAUCAGAGAGUGUUGCUCGACUUCAGACUGUCCAAGGGUGACGGCCUGGAGUUCAAGCGUCAUUUUGUGAGGAUUAAACAUAAGCUUGGUGACAUCGUCAGCUCUCAGAAGAUUUUACUCCCCCUCACAUGAACCACCUCCACCACACGGUUUGCGCAGUCAAACAAACUGCCUUAAACUGUUGUACAUAUUUUGAUGUUCAAAUGAUAUUUUAAAGGUCACUUUGUGCGUCUGUCAAGCUCCAAAUUGUUUGUGUGUCAGUUUCCCUCAAAAUGUGAGAAUUAAAAAAAAAAUGUUGUAACUGAUGCAAUGCAACAUAUUCUCUUUUUCUCACCAACGACUAAUACAGAAGAUAAGUUAAGAUUAUGAGCAUCAGUAAAUAAAACGUUCAUCCUCAGACCAACUGGGUACAGGUAGUUAGAGUAUUUUGAGGGGUAGUUUAUUUAUUGAUGGAUACUUAGAAAUGAAAGUUAUUUCAAACCAACAGACAGUACAUUUAAAAAAGUAACAAAGUGAUGCUGCUCUCUUGCAACAGCUCUUGAAACAUUCAGAUCAUUUUAAGCCACUUUUCAUUUGAUAAAACAAACAAACCUCAACCAC